This is a messenger RNA of Acanthosepion pharaonis, 915 nucleotides long. The record is from the annotation of a GenBank genome assembly. NCBI's taxonomy places the organism in Eukaryota, Metazoa, Mollusca, Cephalopoda, Sepiida, Sepiidae.
AUGUUUAUCAGUCUAUCUACAUCUGUUCAUAUCUAUCUAUCUUCAUUUCUAUCUAUCUCAGUCUGUUCAUAUCUAUCUAUCUAUUUCAGUUUGUUCAUAUCUAUCUACCUAUCUCAGUCUGUUCAUAUCUAUCUGUCUAUCUAUCUAUCUAUUUCAGUUUGUUCAUAUCUAUCUACCUAUCUCAGCCUUUCAUAUCUAUCUAUCUAUCUAUCUAUCUAUCUAUCUAUCUAUCUAUCAAAUUUAUCGAUUGAUUUGAAUCUCUCUCUCUCUCUCUCUCUCUCUCUCUUUUUCUAUCUAUCUAUUUAUCUAUCUAUCCAAGGCUGUUUAAUUCUUUUCAUUUUUUUCUUUUAUUUUUUCAAUUUCUUCUUUUUUUUUUGUUACUUUUUUCCUUGCGUUCUUUUUAAUUUUUCCUUCUUUUUAUCAUUUUUCUCUUUUUUCAUAUUUUAUUCUUUUUUGUCCCAUAACACUUUCUCUUACAUUUUCUUUUUUAUUUUCCUUGAUUUUAAUAUUUCAUUUUCAUUCCUUUUAAUUAUUCUCAUUUUCUUUCUUGAACUUUCUUCUAUUCAUUUUUGUUUCAUAUUUUUGCUUUUACAUUUUUGUUUCUUAUUCCUUUUUCAUUCUCCUUUUAUUAAUUUUUCACUCUUUCUUCCUUUAUUUAUUUUUCAUUUCUUCCGAUAUCUUUUUCAUUUUGCUUCGUUUUUAGAUUUUCCUUUCUUUUUCAUCUUUUUUUUUUACAUUCUAUAUUAUCAUUUCUUAUUUUUCAUUUUUCUUUUUAAUUUCCUUUCUUUUUUUCAUUUAUUGUUUUUAAUUUAUUUCUUUUAUUGUUUUUCAUUUUUCUUCUGUCUUUCAUUUAUUGUACUUUUUCAUUUCCCUUCUUUCUUUCCUAUAUUGUACUUUUUCCUUUACUUUCUCUAA